AUGGCGUCACUCGUACUCGGAGCUCUCCCUAUCCCCUCCCAAUCCCUCGCUCUCAACUCCCGCAUUUCGUUCUCUCAAUCCGAAACCCUAGCCAUUUCCCUCCCCUCUCCCACUGCUUCCCUCUCAAUCUCCACCGCCACCACUCCCUCAGUCCCUUCAGUGUACUGUGGAAGAGGCGAUAAGAAAACCGAAAGAGGAAAGCGUUUCAAUCACUCUUUCGGAAAUGCAAGGCCAAGGAACAAGAAAAAAGGAAGAGGGUCACCUAGGGUUCCGGUACCGGCGGCUCCGCCUAAGAAAGAUAAGUUUGAGGACGAUUCGGUUGUCAAGGUUGAAAUUGAUGAGUCCUUGUCUUAGCUAAUGGCUGAUGCCAAAUCUGUUUCACUUAUAAUUGUAAUUGUAUGCGCCUUGAAUUUGCUUUUGUUUGAUGAAUACUUUUCUUGGUCUUCUUUACUAUUAAUGAAUUGAGCUUUGAAAUUCGGUUCCAUUUGGUUAGUUUUCUUUGCUUUGAAGUUUAAGGAGAAAUAUGCUAAGGUAUGCUUUAUCAUUUAGCAAUUUAUUUAUUUGUCUGG
Molecule: messenger RNA, 569 nt
Organism: Fragaria vesca subsp. vesca
Lineage: Eukaryota; Viridiplantae; Streptophyta; Magnoliopsida; Rosales; Rosaceae
Product: 30S ribosomal protein S31, chloroplastic-like
Exons: 3
Coding region: 1-354 (117 amino acids)
Biological process (GO): plastid translation
Cellular component (GO): plastid; ribosome
Source: RefSeq, a predicted model, not a curated record